Tribolium madens (black flour beetle) is the source of this 2590-nucleotide messenger RNA. RefSeq names its product protein roadkill (gene rdx). The record is from RefSeq and is a predicted model, not a curated record. Gene Ontology annotation, molecular function: ubiquitin protein ligase binding. Gene Ontology annotation, biological process: regulation of proteolysis; proteasome-mediated ubiquitin-dependent protein catabolic process. The transcript has 8 exons. The coding region runs from base 236 to 1447 and encodes 403 amino acids. Gene Ontology annotation, cellular component: nucleus; cytoplasm. Lineage: Eukaryota; Metazoa; Arthropoda; Insecta; Coleoptera; Tenebrionidae.
AACGGUGCUUUUUCCUCUGCGAGUGGGGGCCGAUAAAGCACGGAUCUCUAAUUUGAUGUAGUUCUCCAUCGUGCUUUGAUGGAGAUGGUUUCGUUCACAUCUCGCUCGGAGCUUUGUUUAUUUUCCUAAAGUGGGGUUAAGUUUUGACAGCGAGAAAGUGAAAACGUGUGCUUGAAGUGCGGUGAAAAAAUUCAGUGAAAAAUUCACAGUGACACGUGGAUUAACCCAUGUCAAAAUGGCCUUAGCUAGGCUGCCGGUGGUGAGUGAUUGCUCGGCCGGCCAAACGGCCCGAGUCAGCUCCAACCUGCAUCCCACGAGUACCAUGGCUGUUAGCCGCGUGCCGAGUCCACCACCCCAGGAGGUAAACACCCCAGUGGCCGAGAACUGGUGUUACACGCAGGUGAAAGUCGUAAAGUUCAGCUACAUGUGGACAAUAAAUAAUUUUAGUUUCUGUCGCGAAGAAAUGGGCGAAGUUUUAAAAUCUUCGACGUUUUCGGCAGGGGCUAACGAUAAAUUAAAAUGGUGUCUAAGGGUGAAUCCUAAAGGUUUGGAUGAGGAAAGCAAGGACUAUCUUUCACUGUACCUCCUUCUUGUGUCGUGCAAUAAAAGCGAAGUUCGAGCCAAAUUUAAAUUUAGUAUAUUAAAUGCGAAAAGAGAAGAAACGAAAGCGAUGGAGAGUCAAAGGGCGUACAGAUUCGUACAGGGGAAAGAUUGGGGCUUCAAGAAGUUCAUUAGAAGAGAUUUUUUGUUGGACGAAGCCAACGGUCUGUUACCCGACGAUAAACUUACGAUAUUUUGCGAAGUCAGUGUUGUCGCUGAUAGUGUAAAUAUUUCUGGCCAGUCGAAUACAAUUCAAUUUAAAGUGCCAGAAUGUAGGUUAUCGGACGAUUUAGGUUUACUUUUUGAAAAUCAAAAAUUUAGCGAUGUUACUCUUUCGGUAGGCGGUAGGGAAUUCCAAGCACAUAAGGCUAUAUUAGCAGCGAGGAGUCCCGUAUUCCAGGCCAUGUUCGAACAUGAAAUGGAAGAGAGAAAACAUAAUAGAGUAGAUAUAACGGACGUAGACCAUGAAGUAUUACGAGAAAUGCUUAGAUUUAUCUAUACAGGAAAAGCGUCGAAUUUGGAGAAGAUGGCGGACGAUUUGUUAGCCGCCGCCGAUAAGUAUGCGUUGGAACGACUCAAAGUGAUGUGUGAAGAGGCGUUGUGUACGAACUUAUCAAUAGACAAUGCUGCCGAAAUUUUAAUAUUGGCAGACCUGCACAGCGCCGACCAGUUGAAAGCACAAGCAAUAGAUUUUAUAAAUACGCACGCGACGGACGUGAUGGACACACCCGGUUGGAAAAGUAUGAUCCAAACGCAUCCUCAUCUGAUCGCAGAGGCGUUCCGUGCGUUGGCGACCCAGCAGAUCCCCCCCAUAGGUCCACCACGAAAAAGGGUGAAACAGAGCUGAAGCUCGUGAUAGUGCCACAGACUGCUAUCGAUGUGUUCACAAUUAAGACACUCUAUGAGUGCUUUUAGUAUAUGGCUAACGUUUUGUUAAAAAAUCAUCAAAAAUCCUGUGUAACUUUAAGUUUUAAAGUUUUGUUUUGCGGUUUAAGUGAGUUGUUCCGGAAUUCGAUCUGAUAUUUAUUAAGUUAAAUCGGAAGGUGCUCACUUGGCCGAUUAAACAAACGGAAUUGUGAUAUAAAAUGACCACAGCUUGUUCCUAUCGGGGGACUUCUCAACCUCUUUUUUUAUUUUAAGUUAGUGUUGUAUUGAUUGAUCUCUCCGGAUAAGUUAAGAGAGCAGAGUUUGUCGAUAUUUUCAAUUGUCACUUGUGUCGGUACUACAUAUCUUCAUUGUUUUACACGGUCGGAUAAGAAUUAUUUCAAACAAGUGAUUUUGUAAUAUAUUGGUAGUGAUAUGUAUUAUAGUUAUGACAUUGAAAUUGGUGAAAUCAGUGACAGCUCUUUUAUUAAUUCGAUGUGGACAAAUUGUAAACAAAUUAAUUCGUGUAAAUAGUAGUGCUUUAAAAAUGUCAUAGCUAAAAAGAAAAAUUGCAAGAAAUUUAUAGAUACAGUUGUCGUUUCGUCAAUUUAGUAAAACAGUGUCAAAGAAGGUUGUUUAAUGGCUUACUUUUAACGGACUGUACAGUAUUGCGCUUCUGCUUCCUGUCCCUGCCGUAUGGCAGUUUCACCCUUCGGUAUUGAUAAUAAUAAAACAUGCCAUACAUGUUCUGUGAUAAGCCCAUGAUUUCUCGCUUCAUUGUGUAUUGUUAAAUUUGUUAUUUGUAUUAACGACUUCGUUUACGUUUGAACUAGCACUUAGCUUUCUUCCGGAACCAAUGAAUAAUAAUGGCUAGAUAGUUUUUUGAAACCUAAGUACAAGACAAGUGUUACCUCAUCAUUAUUAUUACGAAAAAACUACUUUCUUUCUGAACGCCCCUUUGUACUGAUUUGUUUGUCACUCUGUACUUAUUUCCAGUACAUGAGGUGCUGACAUGGCGGUUCACAUGUGUAUUUCACUGAUAGGAUUACAUUAAUCAUUGAUCAUUGUUUCCAUUUUACUUUAAAUCAUAGCACAUAUUUAAUAAAAUGCAUUUUCAUGAUAAAAA